AUUAGAAUUUUUAAAAUAAGUAGAUAAAAAUUUUCAAAUUAUUUUUAUUCGAUAUAUGUGUAUUUUAUGUUGCCUAUAUUUAAGGCGUUUAGUAAAUCACAUUUUAAAUUUCUUUGAAAGUGUGGUUAGAAAGUAGAAAAAAAUAAAAAUGUUUGCUUUUGCAGUAUAAAAAGGAUUUUUCAAAUACGUUUCUAGACAUACAUAGAAAUAAUUUAUAAUUAUGGAAUUUGUACAAAAUUCAGGAUCCAGUUUGGAACCUCCUUGCAAAGAAAUUAUCGAAGAUAUUGAAGAUUUGAUUUCCUCGCAGGAUAUAACUCCUAAGGAGAGAUAUAAUUCAAAGAAGCAUGUGAAAGUAAAAGCCAGAAAGAAAAACAAUGAAGAAAACAUACCUGUUCCAUUAGGUGACAAUAUUCCAGGAGUCCAAAACAUUUAUGUAAAAACCUGGGGCUGUGCCCAUAACAGCUCAGAUUCAGAGUAUAUGGCUGGUCAGUUGAGUGCUUACGGGUAUAAACUUACCGAUAAUAAAACUGAUGCUGACUUAUGGUUAUUAAACAGUUGUACUGUUAAAAACCCAGCUGAAGAUCAUUUUAGGAAUGAAAUUGAAUCGGCUAAAAAGCUUGGUAAACAUGUAGUUUUAGCUGGUUGUGUUCCACAGGGUGCUCCCAAGUCGUCUUUUGUUCAAGGAUAUAGUAUAAUUGGAGUUCAGCAAAUUGACAGGGUUGUUGAAGUUGUUGAAGAAACGCUUAAAGGGAACACAGUUAAAUUAUUAGGACCCAAAAAGGAAAAUGGUAAAAAAAUUGGUGGAGCAUCUUUGCUCUUACCAAAAGUAAGAAGGAAUCCUCUAAUAGAAAUUAUAGCUAUCAAUACAGGCUGUCUUAAUCAAUGUACCUACUGCAAAACCAAACACGCUAGGGGUGAACUAGGUAGUUAUCCACCAGAAGAAAUAGUAGCCAGGGCUAAACAAGCUUUUGAAGAGGGGGUAGUGGAAAUAUGGUUAACUUCAGAAGAUACAGGAACUUAUGGUAGAGAUAUAGGUACAUCCCUUCCUGAGUUGUUAUGGAAAUUAGUUGAAGUAAUUCCAGAGGGGUGCAGGUUACGAUUAGGAAUGACCAAUCCUCCGUAUAUCUUGGAACAUUUAGAAGAAAUAGCCAAAAUAAUGCAGAAUAACAGAGUUUAUAGUUUUUUGCAUGUUCCAGUUCAGAGUGGAAGUGAUCAGGUACUGGCCGACAUGAAGCGGGAAUAUUCUAGAGAAGAUUUCGAACAUGUUGUAAAUUUUCUAAGAGAAAAGGUUCCAGGAAUGACAAUAGCUACAGAUAUUAUAUGUGGUUUUCCUACAGAGACUGAAGAAAACUUUGAAGAUACCAUGUCUCUGUGUAAAAAAUAUAAAUUUCCUAGUUUAUUCAUUAAUCAGUUCUUCCCAAGACCCGGCACACCAGCUGCUUUGUUACCCAGGGUGGACCCUCAAGAAGUAAAGGCUCGAACAAAAAGGCUUACAGAACUGUUUUAUGCCUACACACCUUAUGAUCAUAAAGUGGGCGAACUACAAGAAAUUUUAGUUACAGAGAUAUCACAUGAUAAGAAACAUUAUGUUGGUCACAAUAAAUUCUAUGAGCAAGUUUUGAUUCCAAUGAAUGGGAAAUUUAUGGGAAAACUCGUGAAGGUGAAAAUAUUAAGCGCCUCUAAGUUUUCCAUGAUGGGACAACCACAAAGUGACUUGGUAAUGCCAGGGCUGGCACAUCCAUUGGACAAAGGCGUUGUAUCUGGGGUUACCAUUAAUAAACCUAAUAAUAAGAUUUGGGUACCAAUUAUUUUGGUGAUUGUGAGUGCCUUGAUAAAAUUUCUCCUUAGAUACUUUUAACAUAAAGUUAUCAAGAACUUGUUGACAUUACAUCAGUGUGAGCAGUAAACUUUGGAUACAUGACCUAUAACAUUGAAUAAUUCAUGAUAAUUGAUCUUGUAUAAAAAAUACCCGAGAUUCAAUAUGCUGCUUAUUGCAUUUGUUUUACUUGUAUAUUUAUUAAGUAAUUAAUAUGUAUUUAAUUAAAUAUGUUUUGUUUU
This is a messenger RNA of Sitophilus oryzae (rice weevil), 2058 nucleotides long. Its product is annotated as threonylcarbamoyladenosine tRNA methylthiotransferase. Lineage: Eukaryota; Metazoa; Arthropoda; Insecta; Coleoptera; Curculionidae. The transcript is spliced from 11 exons. The coding region runs from base 221 to 1858 and encodes 545 amino acids. Gene Ontology annotation, molecular function: 4 iron, 4 sulfur cluster binding; tRNA (N(6)-L-threonylcarbamoyladenosine(37)-C(2))-methylthiotransferase activity. The record is from RefSeq and is a predicted model, not a curated record. Gene Ontology annotation, cellular component: endoplasmic reticulum. Gene Ontology annotation, biological process: tRNA methylthiolation.